AUAAGGGUAUUAAUGUCAUUUCAUAUCUCCACACUACUCGAAUUUUUAACGCGUGCAUAUCUUCCUGAACUAAAAACCCUAGCUUCAUUUGUAGGCGGCUUCAGUGGAAGUUAGAUCUUCCCGCUAAAUCGUAAUUGGAGCUGUUUGGUCGGCAAUGGCUCCAAAGCAGCCAAAUACUGGUCUUUUUGUUGGUCUAAAUAGAGGACAUGUUGUAACCAAGAAGGAGUUGGUUCCUCGCCCAUCUGACAGAAAGGGGAAAACUAGUAAGAGAGUCCAUUUUGUGAGGAAUGUCAUAAGGGAGGUUGCUGGCUUUGCUCCUUAUGAGAAGAGGAUUACUGAACUUUUAAAAGUUGGGAAGGAUAAGCGUGCUUUGAAAGUGGCAAAGAGAAAGUUGGGGACCCAUAAGAGAGCCAAGAAGAAGCGUGAGGAGAUGUCCAAUGUUUUGCGCAAGAUGAGAUCAGCUGGAGGUGGAGAGAAAAAGAAGUGAAUUCUGCCUAGAUUUCUCCCAGCAUUAUGAUUAGCCUGUGCACUUUCUAUUUUGGAAGUUGAAAUUUUGUUCAGUUUUUGACUGUAUUUAACGGAAGAUUUCAGCCAUUGAAAAUUUUCAAUUCUACUUGUGUCAUUAAAGUUAGUAUUUUGGAAAUUUUACUCUCUUUUAAAGUUGAGUAAAGAAUUCUGCCUCGUCUUUAAUUCCUAUUUGAAGUUAACUGGAUUUCGACUUUCCGGAUUAAAAACCA
Mangifera indica (mango) is the source of this 737-nucleotide messenger RNA. Its product is annotated as 60S ribosomal protein L36-2-like. The record is from RefSeq and is a predicted model, not a curated record. Lineage: Eukaryota; Viridiplantae; Streptophyta; Magnoliopsida; Sapindales; Anacardiaceae. The coding region runs from base 155 to 487 and encodes 110 amino acids. Gene Ontology annotation, cellular component: ribosome; cytosolic large ribosomal subunit. Gene Ontology annotation, biological process: cytoplasmic translation. Gene Ontology annotation, molecular function: structural constituent of ribosome. The transcript has 5 exons.